AUGGAAUCCCUUCGCAGCCUUCUCUUGUGCAUCUUCUUCCUCUAUUUGUGCUGGCGAACAGUCAAAUGGAUAGGAUUCCCGCUAAUUUUUGGGACACCAUUCCGUGAUAUACCUGGGCCAGUUUCCACUUCCUGGGCCAUGGGAAACCUGGGACAGCUAUUCAACGCGAAGGGCCUUCCGUUUCAUCAGUCAUUGGUUGAUAUGUAUGGUGGAAUGGUGAAGGUGUAUGGGUUUUUCGGUGAUGAACAACUGUACGUCGCAGACCCCCGCGCGCUGCAGCAGAUUAUCAUCAAAGACCAAGAAUCUUUCGACGAGACGGCCGCCUUUCUUGAAACGAAUCAAGUCAUUUUCGGGCCCGGUCUUGUGGCUACCACGGGAGAGCAGCACAGACGUCAGAGACGGGUAGUAAACCCCAUCUUUGCUGUUCCUCAGCUUCGCCGCAUAUCACCCGUGUUUUAUGAGAUAGCGGAGAAGCUUGCAAGUGUCAUGGAAUCAGAAUUGCAGCAACACUCGUCGAGCAAGGCGGUCCUGGACAUGUCGGACUGGAUGUCUCGCGUCGCUCUAGAAUCAGUUGGCAGAACCGUCCUCGGAUAUUCCUUCGACCCACUUGAUUCACCGCAUAACAAUCCGUACACUUCAGCGAUCAAAGAGCUCAUCCCAACCUUAUUUAGGCUUUCGCUUAUACGGCAGUUCGCCCCAUUCCUGUCUAAAUUGGGUCCAGCGUGGUUCAGGAGGAAGGUCGUGGAAUGGACUCCCCAUGAGACGGUGCAGAAAGUGAAGGAAAUGUCCGACGUGAUGCACGAGACGGCCCAGAAUAUUCUAGAGCAAAAGCGUCGAGAGCUUUCGAGCGACCCGGAUAAUCAGAACGCCAAAGAUAUCAUCAGCAUCCUCCUGAAAUCAAAUGAAGAUGCUAAAGUUAAAGGAGGAGAGCAAUUGAGCGACAUGGAACUUACUGGGCAAAUGACUGUCCUCAUAUUCGGAGCACAAGACACGACGUCGUCUUGCUUGUCGCGGAUUCUCCACCAAAUUUCUAAACAUCAAGAAGUUCAGGAUUGUAUUUGUGAAGAGCUGCGGAAUGCUUCACUCGAGGGCUCAAACACCGACGAAUACGGAAGGCUCACGUACGAUGCAUUGUCCAACCUGCCCUGGCUAGACGCCGUCUUGAAGGAGACACUACGGCUUUAUCCGCCUGUCCCUUUCGUGCGGCGAACCGCCAUCAAGGAUACCAUCCUUCCGUACUCGAAAUUAGACAGCACCUCGGAUGAGAUCGCGCAUGUCAAGGUCCCGAAAGGAACGAUUCUGUUCGCCAGCAUCGCAGGAAGCAACCGCCUCGAAACAAUAUGGGGUCCCGAUGCGAAGGAAUGGAAACCAGAGCGGUGGUUUGGGGCGAGCGUAGAGGUCAAGGAUCCUGCAAGAAAAUUGCCGGGUAUCUAUUCGGGAACGCUCUCUUUCUUAGGCGGUGGUCGGUCCUGCGUCGGCUAUAGAUUCGCACAAAUAGAAAUGAAGAUCAUACUUGCCACUCUUCUGACAAGAUUCAAGUUCUCUUGUUCCGAGAACGAUCCCGACGUAGGAUGGAAUCUUUCGCAGAUUAUUUCGCCCUCUGUUAGGACAACAACUGCUGAAGGAGGCGUGGAUGAAAAGAAAGGAUUACCCUUGAUAGUAGAGUCCCUCGUUCAAUAA
Messenger RNA from Cyclocybe aegerita, 1680 nucleotides. The record is from the annotation of a GenBank genome assembly. NCBI's taxonomy places the organism in Eukaryota, Fungi, Basidiomycota, Agaricomycetes, Agaricales, Hemipholiotaceae.